AACGCGACCAGCUAAUGAGCUAGCUGAAUGACGUUCAUGAUUACUCGAAGGAGCGGAGCUAACGACAACUUCUCCGCUAGCGUUACCGGACCAAUCUACACCUGAAGCGCAGAGACAGUCGUCUCUCUCCCUCAGUGACCACAGAGGAGCGAGCCUCCGUCACCAUGACAGACAACAAGCGUCUCGCCUUCUCCAUCCUCCAGUUCCUCCACGAUCAGCUGCAGUCGGGAAAUCUGACCUCAGGCGCCCAGGAGAGUCUGGAAGUCGCCGUUCAGUGUUUGGAGACGGCGUUUGAAAUCUCGACUGACGACCAGAGCCUCGCCGUCCCCAUGACGUUACCGGAGAUCUUCGCCUCAGCCACAGCCAAGCUUCCUGCCGAGUCGCAGGUCAACAACAACUCCCCUCCCCCACAACCUCCGAACUCCCUCAGCGAGGAACAGAGAGCCGAGGCCGAGACCCUCAAAACUGAAGGUAAUGACCAAAUGAAGGUGGAGAACUUCGCAGCUGCUGUUGAGUUUUACUCAAAGGCCAUCGCCAUCAACCCGCAGAACGCCGUCUAUUACUGCAACAGGGCUGCUGCGUACAGUAAACUGGGGAACUAUGCCGGAGCGGUGCAGGACUGUGAACAGGCCAUCAACAUCGACCCGAACUACAGCAAAGCCUACGGCAGGAUGGGUUUGGCUCUGGCCAGCCUCAACAAACACACAGAAGCGGCGAGUUACUAUAAGAAAGCUCUGGAGCUCGACCCCGACAACGACACGUACAAAACCAACCUGAAGAUCGCUGAGGAGAAGAUGGAGACGUCGAGUCCGACGGCGGGGAUGGGCGGAGUGGAUCUGGCCGGUCUACUCAGUAACCCCGGCUUCAUGAACAUGGCGUCCUCUCUGAUGAACAAUCCUCAGUCCAGCAGCUGUAAGAUGUCGGGGAUGAUGUCGGGAGCAUACGGCGGGAUGCCAGGAGGAGGAGGAGGAGGACUGGGAGGAGGACUGGGGGGUGGACUGGGGGGUGGACUGGGAGGAGGACUGGGAGGACUGGGAGCAGCAGCGGCACCCCCCGGAGCCGCUGCUGCUGGAGAUUUAUCAGGACUGAUUCAGGCAGGGCAGCAGUUUGCUCAGCAGAUGCAGCAGCAGAACCCCGAACUCAUCGAACAGCUGAGGAGUCAAAUCCGCAACCGAACGCCCAGCGCUGGAAACGAGGAGCAGCCAUGACACCAAGACACAGUAAACGUACGGAGCCCGAGAGGUUGGACAUGUUUGCGUGUGAAGAAGAGUUGAUUCUUUGGAUCGUUUAUAUCUCGAAGGACUAAAAGGAAGUUGUUUUUUUUUGUUUUUUGUUUUUGUUUCCCAUCACUGAGUAAUUCCUGCACGAGAGAACGAGGAGCUUCAUUCAGUCACCAAAAACUACAAACGCCCACUUCCUGCGGCUCUGUGUGGUUUUCAGGAAGAACAUUUUGACUUUAACACUUUGAUAUCAAACAGAUGAAUUCUAAUAAAUCAAUAAAUCAAUAAUAAUAAUGCUGAAAAUAGGAACCUGGAUGUUAAACAGAACUUUCUUCUUAAAACUACACAGUGUAACUUUAAAUGUGUUUGUCCAGGACCUUGUUUAUGGUGUGUGUGUGUGUGUGUGUGUGUGUGUGUGUGUGUGUGUG
Plectropomus leopardus (leopard coralgrouper) is the source of this 1648-nucleotide messenger RNA. Lineage: Eukaryota; Metazoa; Chordata; Actinopteri; Perciformes; Serranidae. The record is from RefSeq and is a predicted model, not a curated record.